Molecule: messenger RNA, 1727 nt
Organism: Porites evermanni
Lineage: Eukaryota; Metazoa; Cnidaria; Anthozoa; Scleractinia; Poritidae
Source: the annotation of a GenBank genome assembly
AUGCAGCGUUUGGCCCUGAGACGUCAUCUUGAUCAACUAAGUGAACAAGUCCUAGAGAAGGGUUACCUAGUGUCACAGUUUCGGUAAUAACUCAACAUAAAAACAGGGUGCCAAGAAAGUUACUACAGCUUAUCCUUCGGGCAAGCUGUAGCUAGCAUGUACUUGCCCAAGAGUUAUUUUAACUAGCCCGAAAAACAUUUUGAUGGCAGCAAGAAUGAUUGCCCGUUGGGCAAGUUAAGAAUAGAAUUCAUUACCAAGAUCGCAAAAUCCACUUUAGAACCCUGGGCUAUUGCACACAACUUUCUUUGCAUGCUGGUCAACUGUCAUCUGAAGGCUGGAGAACCAGCUUGAAUUAAUGAGAAUGCAAGUUACACUUGAUCAGACUUUACUUGAAAGAAUUCUGCAUUGCAAACUAAAAAUAAGGACUAACAGUCACUGAACAUAAUUCAUUAAAGUAAGGACCUCAUCUCUAAAAUGUGAGUACCAUUAACCCCAACACCUCAGAGUUUUUGUGGACAUCUUUCAAUGAUGAGCACAUCACAGGUAACACCAUAGGUUUGGUGCUAUUUCUGAAAAAUUGUGUAUAAAUCUGAAAGAACAUGAAGUGGAGUCAUCAAAACUACAGCAAUCCUUGAUCAUGACUUGCCAGUUUUUUUCUUACAGUGAGGAACUGAAAAAAUGCCAGGAACACGUAGAGGAACUACAACAAGAUAAAGAUGCAGUCAGCAAGGAGAUUGAAGAAGCACAGUCUCAAACCAAUAUGUAAGCAAGGGCACUGCUUCAAACUUUAUCGCGCUUAUUCUGUCUCAUUAAUUCAUCAAAUGUUGGCAAUUUUCUCUGGAGUUGAAUUCUAAAAGACUCUAUCAAAGUUCAGGAAAAGGAAAAGAAAGUUGUAGUCUUGUGUUCACUUCAUCCACAAAACAUGAAAUUAGGCAUUUUCACAUCUUAGUCGUGCAGUGACGGCAAAGAAAUGUGCGAUCAAAAGGGGUGUUGCAUGUGCAGAGCUGUUGUUUUGCCAAUCUAAACCUUUGUUUUUUGCCAUUCUCGUUGACGUUGCCAUCGUCAUUGCUUAAGCUCCCUAACAUUGACAGAUGUAGAGUAUACUUGCUUAACAAUAUCCAGUACUACCUACAUAAUAAACUUUAUUUGGUAUGUACCUGUGUUUAAUCUUAUUUGUUGCAACAGGGCAUCACUAUACAGACUGCAGGCUUAUCACUCCAAACUCUGUGCAGAGAUAGAUGCUGAAAAUGAUGUACAGAAAGAAAUUUUACAGAGGCUUCAAGAGGCAGAGUAAGCAACUAUAUAACAUGCAUGUGUAAUAUUAUUUUGGUGUAUAUCUCGUGCCCUAGCCUGGAAAAAAGCUGCUAUUUUGCAAUGCUUCCACUGGUUUCCCUGCAAAAUGGUGUCUGUGGAACAACUGCAGAAAUUCCAUACUGAUGAUCAUUCAUUCGGCAUAUGACAGCCAUUCAGCAUUCUGCAAAAUACACCUGCCAUAAAGUUACUGGUAAAUGCAUGCAUUUAAACACUUUAUUGUUUCUGUUUGAUAUAGAUUUGCCCUUGCUCAAGCCACUGUUGAACAAGGAAAGUUCCUUCUGGCGGGAAAGGAACUUGAAAAAGAAGAAAAACUUGUGGAGAAACAAAAAGCUGAUGUGGCUGCUGUCCGUUUGCGAAAGGAAAACAUGAGCGCUGUUGUGUCUGAGAGGAGAAGGAGGGCAAGGGAAAAGUAA